Messenger RNA from Lolium rigidum, 951 nucleotides. RefSeq lists its product as uncharacterized. The transcript has a single exon. The coding region runs from base 90 to 740 and encodes 216 amino acids. The record is from RefSeq and is a predicted model, not a curated record. NCBI's taxonomy places the organism in Eukaryota, Viridiplantae, Streptophyta, Magnoliopsida, Poales, Poaceae.
AACGGAUCAGCUGAUCAACCAACCAUUCCACUCCCCACUUGAGCUCACACGGCACAGCAGCAUACGAACACGUCGUCGCGAGGGAAGACAUGGGCUCCUGCGUCUCGCGCUCGCCGGCGUCGGGGUCUGGGCGGGCGGUGGCCACUGCGAAGGUGGUCGGCCUGGACUGCUCCAUGACGCAGUACGCGGCGCCCGUCACGGCGCGCGACGUACUGGUGGAUGACAAGCAUCGCAAAGGCGCGUCGGUCUUCCUGUGCAGCUCCGACGAGCUCCGCUUCGACGCGCCCCCGCGCGCGCUGGCGGACGAGGAGGCGCUGCAGCCCGGCUGGCUCUAUUUCGUGCUCCCCGUCUCCAUGCUCCGCCUGGCGCUCUCCGGACAAGAGAUGGCCGCCCUCGCCGUCAGGGCCAGCUCCGCGCUCGCCGUCGUCAGUGGCGUCGCGUCCCCUCCGCGCCGCAAGAUCGUGCCAGGAGCCAACGGCAAGACACGAAAGACGGCGCGGGUGGCGCCGCUCAUUGUUGCCCCGAACAACGACGAGGACGCCGACCUAGCAGACAGUGGAUCGAGUCCGCACACAUACGGCAAAUACGGUGCAGCGCAAAAGACGGUGCGCGGCGGCGCCGAUGAAACAGCGGGGAAGACGAGGAAGAGAGCAGGCUACAGAAGCCGCGGCGCUCGUCAUCUUCAUCGCGCGACAGACGUGCAGAGGUUAAGCGCCAUUCUAGAAGACGGUGACUUUUGAGCAAGCCCCGAUCGAUGUCAAUUACAACGACUCGAUCGUUGCGAGUAGUUAGCUAGUUUAGACUUUAGACAGUUGUUUCAGUCGACUGUUGAAUCCCGCUUCAGAGUAGGUGAUCCGUGUAUAUCGCUCGGUCAUGCUGUACAGUGCUACCAUGUUCAGGAUGCUUCGAUUCUUUGAUCUGUGUAUAUCGAAUGUCGGAUAAAUGGCAAAA